Messenger RNA from Prunus mume (Japanese apricot), 1416 nucleotides. RefSeq names its product Ribose 5-phosphate isomerase, type A protein. The record is from RefSeq and is a predicted model, not a curated record. Gene Ontology annotation, biological process: pentose-phosphate shunt, non-oxidative branch. Gene Ontology annotation, molecular function: ribose-5-phosphate isomerase activity. NCBI's taxonomy places the organism in Eukaryota, Viridiplantae, Streptophyta, Magnoliopsida, Rosales, Rosaceae.
AAAUUGUAAUCCUCACCAAAAACUUCCUAUCUCUAUCUCAAGUUCAACCAACCAAAUAGCAAAGCUACCAACCACCCAACCCGACUCUAAAAAGGUCAUAUUUUGCAUCCAAAUCACAAACCUUUGCACAAACGAAAAAACAGAGCUCACAGAAACUCCAAACCAAACCAACAAGAUAGCAAAGCCGAGAAAGAUACAAAAACAGAGGGAGCAAAAUCCACCUCUUAUUCAUCUUCAAUUCUCAUUCUUUCUUCUUCUAUCUCCACUCUCUACCCACCCAGAAGCGAAAAUGGCUUCCUCCUUAUCCCUCCUCUCACCCAACAAUGCAUCCACCGCCCACCUUCUCCUGCGCACCCCCAAAACCCCUAACCUGCGCUCUUCUUCUUACAGGCCCAUGUCCAUCAAAGCUCGCACUGUCCCUGCUCUCACUCAAGACGAACUCAAGAAGCUUGCAGCCGAUAAGGCCGUCGAAUAUGUCAAGAGCGGCAUGGUCCUCGGCCUCGGCACUGGCUCAACGGCCGCCUUUGUGGUCUCAAAGCUCGGAGAGCUCUUGAAAUCAGGUGAAUUGCAGAACAUAGUUGGAGUUCCAACUUCAAAACGCACGGAGGAUCAAGCUCGCCAAUUGGGUAUCCCUCUUUCGGUUCUCGAUGAUCACCCCAAGAUCGAUUUGGCCAUAGAUGGUGCAGAUGAGGUCGACCCAAAUCUUGACUUGGUUAAAGGGCGUGGUGGGGCUUUGCUGAGAGAGAAAAUGGUGGAGGCUGCUUCAGAUAAGUUUGUUGUGGUGGCUGAUGAGACCAAGUUGGUGACUGGCCUCGGAGGAAGUGGACUGGCAAUGCCUGUGGAGGUUGUACAGUUUUGCUGGAAAUAUAACUUGGUGAGGCUUCAGGAGUUGUUUAACGAAGAAGGGGUUGAAGCAAAGUUGAGGUUGGAUGGUGAUGGAAAGCCUUAUAUCACUGAUAACUUCAAUUACAUUGUAGAUUUGUAUUUCAAGAGUCCCAUUAAAGAUGGGCCGGCUGCUGGGAAGGAGAUUUCGAAAUUUGAAGGGGUUGUGGAACAUGGGUUGUUCUUGGAUAUGGCGACCGCGGUCAUCAUUGCAGGCAAGGAUGGAGUGGAUGUUAAGACCAAGUGAUUCUCUUUUUCACUUUUUUUCUGGUGAUGGUGAGUAUUGGAAUCUCCAUUUGUAAUCUGCUUUUCAUAUUCACGGAGGUUCCUUUAUUUGCUGCUUGUUCAAUAUUUAUUGGUGAAAUCUAGCUUCUUUGGUGUAACUCCUAGAUUGGUGAUAUGGGUAAUUGUUAAAAGUUUUGUAUUUGAUGCUCUUGUUGUUUGUUGAGCAUCUUGUUUUGGAUCAUUAGCAUAGUAAUAAUAUUAAAGAUGGAAAUGCGAAAUGCGAAAUAAUUGGAAAUGAAUUGCCUUUAA